Messenger RNA from Sphenostylis stenocarpa, 486 nucleotides. The record is from the annotation of a GenBank genome assembly. NCBI's taxonomy places the organism in Eukaryota, Viridiplantae, Streptophyta, Magnoliopsida, Fabales, Fabaceae.
AUGAAGCAAAAAAUAGUUAUCAAGCUGCAAAUGGACUGUGACAAAUGCAGAAACAAAGCCCUCAAAAUUGCAGCAGAGGUACCAGGUGUGACUUCGGUGGCCCUGGAAGGCGAUGACAGCGACCGCGUGGCGGUGAGCGGGAUAAACGUGGACACGGUUUGCUUGGCGAACCAGCUGAAGAAGAAGUUCCGGUCGGUGGUGAUUGUGACGGUGGAGGAUCUGAAGAAGGCGGAAGACGAGAAGAAGAAGAAGGACGAGGAGAAGAAGAAGAAGGAUGAGGAGGAGGAGAAGAAGAGGAAAGAAAGGGAAGAGAAGCUGAAGAAGAUGUUGCAUGCUGCUCUGUGCAAAAAGUGCAAAAGCUCGAGUUGCCAUGCUCCAACUGCAAAGGUUAUUGUAAGACUCCUUCACCGUGCCCUAAAUGGUGCACCUGUCACAAAUGCUAUGUACCCUAUCAACCUUGUUACUACCCUUGUCCUCCCCAAGUAG